Neolamprologus brichardi is the source of this 2439-nucleotide messenger RNA. The record is from RefSeq and is a predicted model, not a curated record. Lineage: Eukaryota; Metazoa; Chordata; Actinopteri; Cichliformes; Cichlidae.
GGCGAUGCCGCCCUGCUGGAUGCUGCCAAGAAGGGCUGCCUGGCCCGGGUCCAGAAGCUCUGCUCCCCGGAGAAUAUCAACUGCAGAGACACACAGGGGCGCAACUCCACACCGCUUCACCUCGCAGCUGGCUACAACAACCUUGAAGUGGCGGAGUAUCUAUUAGAACACGGGGCCGACGUCAACGCACAGGACAAAGGAGGCCUUAUCCCUCUUCAUAAUGCUGCCUCUUACGGGCAUGUGGAUAUUGCAGCCCUUCUGAUCAAAUACAACACGUGUGUGAAUGCCACAGACAAAUGGGCGUUCACACCCCUCCAUGAAGCAGCUCAGAAGGGUCGCACACAGCUCUGUGCGUUGCUGCUGGCUCAUGGAGCCGACCCCACCAUGAAGAACCAGGAGGGGCAGACUGCUCUGGAUCUGGCUACGGCUGAUGACAUCCGAGCCCUGCUGAUGGAUGCCAUGCCACCGGAUGCCCUGCCCAGCUGCUUUAAGCCUCAGGCCACAGUGGUCAGCGCCUCUGUCAUCUCCCCUGCCUCCACGCCUUCUUGUCUCUCAGCUGCCAGCAGCAUAGACAACCUUGCCGGGCCCCUCACUGACCUGGCUGCUGCCGCUGCCACAGGGUCCUCCGGGGUGGCAGAUGGAGCCACUGGCACUGACCGCAAGGAAGGGGAAAUGGCAAUGCUGGACAUGAACAUAAGUCAAUUCCUGAAGAGUCUGGGCCUGGAGCACCUCAGGGACAUCUUUGAGAGAGAGCAGAUCACACUGGAUGUGCUGGCUGACAUGGGCCAUGAGGAGCUGAAGGAGAUCGGGAUUAAUGCAUAUGGCCACCGACACAAGCUCAUCAAGGGAGUUGAGAGGCUGCUGGGCGGCCAACAAGGUGGCAACCCAUACCUGACAUUCCACUGUGCCAGCCAGGGAACCAUUCUUAUAGACCUCGCCCCAGACGACAAGGAGUACCAGUCAGUGGAGGAGGAGGUGAGCUUUAUCAAUGCCAUCAUUCACAAAGGCUUUGAUGAGCGUCACGCCUACAUAGGAGGGAUGUUUGGAGCGGGUAUCUAUUUUGCAGAGAACUCCUCAAAAAGCAAUCAAUACGUCUACGGCAUCGGUGGAGGCACUGGCUGCCCAACACACAAAGACCGAUCCUGCUACCUGUGCCACAGGCAAAUGCUUUUCUGCCGAGUGACUUUGGGGAAGUCAUUCCUACAGUUCAGUGCCAUGAAGAUGGCUCACGCUCCCCCAGGACAUCAUUCAGUAAUCGGGCGGCCCAGUGUUAACGGCCUAGCUUACGCCGAGUAUGUCAUCUACAGAGGAGAGCAGGCCUACCCAGAGUACCUCAUCACCUAUCAGAUCCUUAAGCCUGAGAGCGCAGCGCAGUCUGCAGCAGGAGCCGAGCAGAAGUCGUAGUUACUUCAUGUUACACAAACUCACACAAAGACUCGAUGCUUGCUUCUUUUUCCCCCCAUUUGUAUUGCAAAUGCCUAAACACCGUUUUUAUUUACCAAACACAUUUCCAGUUUUCUGUCCAGUAGAGCCCAUGGUGACCAGUGCUUCAUGAGCAGAUAUGCUGUAAUACUCCUCAUGGUGAUUUUCUUUUAGUUUUUUUUCCUUUUUUCUGUUUUGGACUCGGCUGCAUGAUUUUACAGAAGCAUGUAAAGCCCAAUAGCGUGUGUGGGUUAGUUUUUUUCCAAUAUGUCUCCCCUCCUCACCAGUGAGAAGGAUGCCUGUAGAGACUUUGAAGUUUCAGCAUUAACAGUUUGCCACUCUCUGUCGCUUCAUACCUUGUGACUGUGGAGAAUCAGCAGCAGCCGCCUUCGCCUCACCUCUGCUCACACUUGCUGUCGAAACCUGAAACCUGUGGACUACUACAACCCUGUCGUGUUUGGGGUUCAAGACUGUAUAGACUGGUCUGUGGUUAACUGUGACGUUAAUGCUAACCUAUAACACUACCAUACAUGUAACAGGUUGUCAUUGCUAUGCUGUAAUGCUGACGUUCCAAACUUUGAACCUGAGAACACUACAAAGACUGAACUGCUUAACGGUGGCUUUAUUUAGGGUUGGGCACGAUCCGUUGAGAAAGGGCGUCACAGAGUUUGGGACUGUUUGGGAUAUUUCAGUACUGAUUUGCUGGUCAGUGCAAGGCAUCAUAACUACGCAGCUAAAUGUGUUUGUGUUGCUUACAAGUGGACAUCCUACAGCCAGUGAGCUCAAAGCACCCUUUCUGUCGCCAUGGUUUUACUCACAGACAUCACACCCAUAUGGAUUUGCACUUUUACGUAGAAAACUAUUUAAGUUAUUUUGAAAUUUAACUUGCAAGUUUGCGGAGGAAAAAUAUUUGUACAGGUUGUGUAAAUGUUUGUGUAUAACUGUUGCUGUUUAACAAUUUUUGAGUUAAACUGUAAAUGACAUCUGUAUUUUUCCUUUAAUGCCUUCUGAUUCUCC